UUAUCUCUCUCUCUCCAAUGAACAGAAUGGCCUCCUCACUUCUCUCUAAAACAUCUUGCUUCUCCCCACUCUGUCUCGUCAUCGUCCUCUUCUUCUGCAACUCAGCUUUAGCACGAAAACCGGGCCAUUUACCAAGAAAUCAGCCUCCCAAGUUCGGUUUCGAAGCUCCCAUGCUUGGUUUUCGCAAAGAGAAGGUGACCCACCUCCACUUCUACUUCCACGACAUUGUCAGUGGCCCAAAACCGACAGCCAUACAGGUAGCAAGAGCGGACUCCACCAAUAAGUCGGCCACUGGGUUCGGAGCGAUCGUGAUGAUUGAUGAUCCCCUUACAGAGGGACCCGAGGUGACCUCUAAACUGAUAGGUAGGGCUCAAGGGAUAUAUGCCUCGGCUGCUCAAGAGGAAGUUGGCCUCCUGAUGACCCUCAAUUAUGUGUUUGUCAAGGGCAAGUACAAGGGUAGCACCCUUAGCAUUCUUGGCCGCAACGCGGUGUUUAACGGUGUGAGGGAGAUGGCCAUUGUUGGGGGAAGCGGAGCUUUUAGACUGGCGCGCGGUUAUGCCUUGGCCAAGACCUAUACCUUUGAUCUCAAAACUGGGGAUGCUGUCGUCGAGUACAAUGUGGUGGUUCUGCAUUAUUGAAGAACUUGAUUUUUUUUCUUUUUUCUUUUUUAUGAUAUAUUGAAGGGUGUAGACCCCGUGAAAGGCUUUGAUAAAAGCCCUUGCGUUAUGUGAAACAUAAUA
Molecule: messenger RNA, 740 nt
Organism: Amborella trichopoda
Lineage: Eukaryota; Viridiplantae; Streptophyta; Magnoliopsida; Amborellales; Amborellaceae
Source: RefSeq, a predicted model, not a curated record